AUGUUAUCAGUAGCACUGGUAAAUUGUGGUUUACAAAAGCCUGCACCUGCAUUGCUUAAAGGUGAAGAAUUUCAUGGCAGAAGGGACCUGGAAAGUAUGCAAGAGUAUCAUCUAAUGAAAGAUAACAUUAUUAAAAAUAAAAGUAAAAAAAUGACCGUAAAGAUACAUAAAAACACACAAGUAACAAAUUAUAAAUUUAUGAUGCCCAUUGAAGGUGAAAUUAUAGCAAAAUUCAAAUCUAACACCACAGAUGAAAUAUGCAAAGAUGGCAUAAAAAUCGCUUCUCAUAAUGGAAGUAAUGUAGUAGCUUCUGCGUCCGGUAAAGUGAUAUAUGUGGGUAAAGGACUUAGAUGGUAUGGUAAUCUUGUUAUCAUAGAACACAAAGAUCACUAUACCACUGUAUAUUCUUAUUUAAAAAAUAUACAUGUUACAAUUGGUGAUGAGGUACAACAAGACCAAAUCAUUGGCUCUGCAGGAAAAUCCAGCACACAAGACAAAAACCUACAAAUAUGUUUUACUAUGCGACACAACGGUCAGGCAGUUGACCCAUUGUUGCAUAUGAAUUAA
This is a messenger RNA of Cinara cedri, 567 nucleotides long. The record is from the annotation of a GenBank genome assembly. Lineage: Eukaryota; Metazoa; Arthropoda; Insecta; Hemiptera; Aphididae.